Messenger RNA from Malurus melanocephalus (red-backed fairy wren), 1068 nucleotides. RefSeq names its product coatomer subunit gamma-2-like. Gene Ontology annotation, cellular component: Golgi membrane; endoplasmic reticulum-Golgi intermediate compartment; COPI vesicle coat. Gene Ontology annotation, biological process: intracellular protein transport; protein secretion; intra-Golgi vesicle-mediated transport. NCBI's taxonomy places the organism in Eukaryota, Metazoa, Chordata, Aves, Passeriformes, Maluridae. The record is from RefSeq and is a predicted model, not a curated record. Gene Ontology annotation, molecular function: structural molecule activity. The transcript has 9 exons. The annotation marks the transcript as partial.
CAUCUCCCUGUUCUCUCUGCAGCUGCUGUCAGUGCAUUGGCAAAAUUUGGAGCCCAGAAUGAGAAUUUGCUUCCCAGUAUCCUGGUGCUGCUCCAAAGGUGCAUGAUGGACAGYGACGACGAGGUCCGUGACAGAGCCACCUUCUACCUGAAUGUCCUGCAGCAGAGACAGCUGGCCCUGAAUGCUGCCUACAUUUUUAAUGGGUUGACAGUCUCUGUUCCUGGGAUGGAGAAAGCCCUCCAUCAAUACACUCUGGAGCCUUCAGAAAAACCUUUUGACAUGAAAACAGUUCCCCUGGCCACGGCACCCAUCUUUGAACAGAAAGCAGAGAUUGCCCUGGUGCCCAGCAAACCUGAGAAAGUGGCUCCUUCACGGCAGGAUAUAUUUCAAGAACAACUGGCAGCCAUCCCAGAAUUUAAGGGCCUGGGGCCACUCUUCAAAUCUUCAGAAGCCGUGCAGCUCACGGAAGCAGAAACAGAAUAUUUCGUUCGCUGUAUCAAACACGUGUUCCCAAACCACAUCGUUUUCCAGUUUGAUUGCACCAACACCUUGAACGAUCAGCUCCUGGAGAGGGUCACGGUGCAGAUGGAACCGUCGGACGCUUACGAUGUGAUCUGCUGUGUCCCUGCUCCCAGUUUAGCCUACAACCAACCUGGAAUGUGCUACACCCUGGUCAGCAUCCCCCAGGAUGACCCCACUGCAGUCUCUUGUACCUUCAGCUGCACCAUGAAGUUCACAGUGAGGGACUGUGACCCCAGCACGGGGGUGCCUGAAGAGGAUGGCUACGAGGAUGAGUAYGUGCUGGAAGACUUGGAGGUGACAGUGUCUGAUCAUCUCCAGAAGGUUUUAAAGCCCAAUUUUGCAGCUGCCUGGGAGGAGGUGGGGGAUGACUUUGAGAAAGAAGAAACCUUUGCACUCAGYUCCAUUAAAACCCUCGAUGAAGCUGUCAACAACAUCAUCAAGUUCCUGGGCAUGCAGCCCUGUGAGAGRUCAGACAAAGUGCCAGAAAACAAAAAUUCUCACACCCUCUAUUUGGCUGGUAAGUAUUCCUAAUUUUGAACUCCACAU